AUGGCCACUCCAGCGCGCUACGCGUAUCCGUUCGCAUCGUCGCCCGACAUCAUCCGGUCACAUCAGAAAGAUGCAUACUUCAGCGGUGUACUCCUGGAACAGCUAUCUACCCUUUUGCGCAAACUGUAUGGCGCACGAUUUGCACACACAUACAUAUCAGAGACACGAGUGAUAGGAGAGCUUUUGUAUCUUGGCCUCACGACAGCAAUAGGGAAUCGGACCUUGGGCGAAGAGUACACCGACAUUGUGCAAGUUGAGAGCGAAAGCGGACAGUUACCAGCGCUAGGGAGAAGAGCAGGAUACAUAUUGAGCUGCAUACUGGGACCAUACUUGCUUGGAAGAGCACUUCCAGCAUUCAGGAGGCGGAUAAGAGCGAAACUGGAAGCAAAUUUGAGAUACUAUGCACGACAACAGGCGCGCGCACAACAGCAGGCAAAGGAGAGCGGCAGCACGAAGCGCAUAUCGAACCCGAUCGCCAUGCGAUUGCAGAACUACAUCCUCCAGAACCUCGACACAAUCACAUCCCCAUCACCGAUAUACGCGCUGUCGCUAGCGACCUUUUACUUCUCCGGAAGCUACUACCACCUCUCGAAACGGAUUUGGGGGCUACGAUACAUCUUCACAAGACAAGUGCAAGAAAGCGACCAGCGCGCAGGAUACGAAGUACUUGGCGUGCUUCUAGUCCUGCAGAUGGCAGUCCAGGGCUACCUGCAUCUGCACAACACCAUGACCAGUGCCCCUAAUAGGGUCACUUCGGAUCUUCCCACGAGCACAUCAGCUAUGGUAGGAGGCGGUGCAGAAGUCAGCCUUGACCCAAACGCAUACAGCGCCAACAACGCGCUGCUAUUCGAUGCCACGUUACCUCCUGCAUCAGCGCCCUCAGAUUUGCAGAAGUGGACGCAUACGCCUGCCGCGGACAAGCCGCGCUACGAGCUGACCGAUGAGGAAACGAUGGGCUGGAUUGGCGGAGGAAACAGGAAGUGCACGCUUUGUCUGGAGGAGAUGAAAGAUCCGAGUGUGACGACAUGUGGGCAUGUGUUCUGCUGGACUUGUAUAAGUGACUGGGCGAGAGAGAAGCCCGAGUGUCCGCUGUGCAGGCAGAGUUGUCUUGUUCAGCAUGUGCUUCCGCUGCGAGGAUGA
Messenger RNA from Parastagonospora nodorum SN15, 1140 nucleotides. RefSeq lists its product as hypothetical. Gene Ontology annotation, biological process: protein import into peroxisome matrix. The transcript has a single exon. Gene Ontology annotation, molecular function: zinc ion binding. Bases 1 to 1140 code for a protein of 379 amino acids. Gene Ontology annotation, cellular component: peroxisomal membrane. NCBI's taxonomy places the organism in Eukaryota, Fungi, Ascomycota, Dothideomycetes, Pleosporales, Phaeosphaeriaceae. The record is from RefSeq and is a predicted model, not a curated record.